CGGAGCAGAUCGCAGACCAGCCGGGUCCGCAGAGCCACCAGUGGGGAGAUGUUGAAGUUCAAAUAUGGAGCGCGGAAUCCUUUGGAUGCUGGUGCUGCUGAACCCAUUGCCAGCCGGGCCUCCAGGCUGAAUCUGUUCUUCCAGGGGAAACCACCCUUUAUGACUCAACAGCAGAUGUCUUCUCUUUCCCGAGAAGGGAUAUUAGAUGCCCUCUUUGUUCUCUUUGAAGAAUGCAGUCAGCCUGCUCUGAUGAAGAUUAAGCAUGUGAGCAACUUUGUCCGGAAGUAUUCCGACACCAUAGCUGAGUUACAGGAGCUCCAGCCUUCGGCAAAGGACUUUGAAGUCAGAAGUCUUGUAGGUUGUGGUCACUUUGCUGAAGUGCAGGUGGUGAGAGAGAAGGCAACCGGGGACAUCCAUGCUAUGAAAGUGAUGAAGAAGAAGGCUUUAUUGGCCCAGGAGCAGGUUUCAUUUUUUGAGGAAGAGCGGAACAUACUAUCUCGAAGCACAAGCCCGUGGAUCCCCCAAUUACAGUAUGCCUUUCAGGACAAAAAUCACCUUUAUCUGGUCAUGGAAUAUCAGCCUGGAGGGGACUUGCUGUCACUUUUGAAUAGAUAUGAGGACCAGUUAGAUGAAAACCUGAUUCAGUUUUACCUAGCUGAACUGAUUUUGGCUGUUCACAGUGUUCAUCAGAUGGGAUAUGUGCAUCGAGACAUCAAGCCCGAGAACAUUCUCAUUGACCGCACAGGACACAUCAAGCUGGUGGAUUUUGGCUCUGCUGCAAAAAUGAAUUCAAACAAGAUGGUGAAUGCCAGACUCCCAAUUGGGACCCCGGAUUACAUGGCUCCUGAAGUGCUGACUGUGAUGAAUGCGGACGGAAAAGGCACCUACGGCCUGGACUGUGACUGGUGGUCAGUGGGCGUGAUUGCCUAUGAGAUGAUUUAUGGGAGAUCCCCCUUCGCAGAGGGAACCUCUGCCAGAACCUUCAAUAACAUCAUGAAUUUCCAGCGGUUUUUGAAGUUUCCAGAUGACCCCAAAGUGAGCAGUGACUUUCUUGAUCUGAUUCAAAGUUUGUUGUGUGGCCAGAAAGAGAGACUGAAGUUUGAAGGUCUCUGCUGCCAUCCUUUCUUCUCUAAAAUCGACUGGAAUAACAUUCGUAACUCUCCUCCCCCCUUCGUUCCCACCCUCAAGUCUGACGAUGACACCUCCAAUUUUGAUGAACCAGAGAAGAAUUCGUGGGUUUCAUCCUCUCCGUGCCAGCUGAGCCCCUCAGGUUUCUCGGGUGAAGAACUGCCGUUUGUGGGGUUUUCGUACAGCAAGGCACUGGGGAUUCUUGGUAGAUCUGAGUCUGUUGUGUCGGGUCUGGACUCCCCUGCCAAGACUAGCUCCAUGGAAAAGAAACUUCUCAUCAAAAGCAAAGAGCUACAAGACUCUCAGGACAAGUGUCACAAGAUGGAGCAGGAAAUGACCCGGUUACAUCGGAGAGUGUCAGAGGUGGAGGCUGUGCUUAGUCAGAAGGAGGUGGAGCUGAAGGCCUCUGAGACUCAGAGAUCCCUCCUGGAGCAGGACCUUGCUACCUACAUCACAGAAUGCAGUAGCUUAAAGCGAAGUUUGGAGCAAGCACGGAUGGAGGUGUCCCAGGAGGAUGACAAAGCACUGCAGCUUCUCCAUGAUAUCAGAGAGCAGAGCCGGAAGCUCCAAGAAAUCAAAGAGCAGGAGUACCAGGCUCAAGUGGAAGAAAUGAGGUUGAUGAUGAAUCAGUUGGAAGAGGACCUUGUCUCAGCAAGAAGACGGAGUGAUCUCUAUGAAUCUGAGCUGAGAGAGUCUCGGCUCGCUGCUGAAGAAUUCAAGCGGAAAGCGACAGAAUGUCAGCAUAAACUGUUGAAGGCUAAGGAUCAAGGGAAGCCUGAAGUGGGAGAAUAUGCGAAACUGGAGAAGAUCAAUGCUGAGCAGCAGCUCAAAAUUCAGGAGCUCCAAGAGAAACUGGAGAAGGCUGUAAAAGCCAGCACCGAGGCCACCGAGCUGCUGCAGAAUAUCCGCCAGGCAAAGGAGCGAGCCGAGAGGGAGCUGGAGAAGCUGCAGAACCGAGAGGAUUCUUCUGAAGGCAUUAGAAAGAAGCUGGUGGAAGCCGAGGAACGUCGCCAUUCUCUGGAGAACAAGGUAAAGAGACUAGAGACCAUGGAGCGUAGAGAAAACAGACUGAAGGAUGACAUCCAGACAAAAUCCCAACAGAUCCAGCAGAUGGCUGAUAAAAUUCUGGAACUCGAAGAGAAACAUCGGGAGGCCCAAGUCUCAGCCCAGCACCUAGAAGUACACCUGAAACAGAAAGAGCAGCACUACGAGGAAAAGAUUAAAGUGUUGGACAAUCAGAUAAAGAAAGACCUGGCCGACAAGGAGACGCUGGAGAACAUGAUGCAGAGACACGAGGAGGAGGCCCAUGAGAAGGGCAAAAUUCUCAGCGAACAGAAGGCGAUGAUCAAUGCUAUGGAUUCCAAGAUCAGAUCCCUGGAACAGAGGAUUGUGGAACUGUCUGAAGCCAAUAAACUUGCAGCAAAUAGCAGUCUUUUUACCCAAAGGAACAUGAAGGCUCAAGAAGAGAUGAUUUCUGAACUCAGGCAACAGAAAUUUUACCUGGAGACCCAGGCUGGGAAAUUGGAGGCCCAGAACCGAAAGCUGGAGGAGCAGCUGGAGAAGAUCAGCCACCAAGACCACAGUGACAAGAAUCGGCUGCUGGAACUGGAGACAAGACUGCGGGAGGUCAGUCUAGAGCACGAGGAGCAGAAACUGGAGCUCAAGCGCCAGCUCACAGAGCUACAGCUCUCCCUGCAGGAGCGUGAGUCACAGUUGACAGCCCUGCAGGCUGCCCGGGCGGCUCUGGAAAGCCAGCUUCGCCAGGCAAAGACAGAGCUGGAAGAGACCACGGCAGAAGCCGAAGAGGAGAUCCAGGCGCUCACGGCACAUAGAGAUGAAAUCCAGCGCAAAUUUGAUGCUCUUCGUAACAGCUGUACUGUAAUCACAGACCUGGAGGAGCAGCUAAACCAGCUGACUGAGGAUAACGCUGAACUCAACAACCAAAACUUCUACUUGUCCAAACAACUCGAUGAGGCUUCCGGCGCCAAUGAUGAGAUUGUACAACUGCGAAGUGAAGUGGACCACCUUCGCCGGGAGAUCACAGAACGAGAGAUGCAGCUUACCAGCCAGAAGCAAACGAUGGAGGCUCUGAAGACCACGUGUACCAUGCUGGAGGAACAGGUCAUGGAUUUGGAGGCCCUAAACGACGAGCUGCUAGAAAAAGAGCGGCAGUGGGAGGCCUGGAGGAGCGUCCUGGGUGAUGAGAAAUCCCAGUUUGAGUGUCGGGUUCGAGAGCUGCAGAGGAUGUUGGACACCGAGAAACAGAGCAGGGCGAGAGCCGAUCAGCGGAUCACCGAGUCUCGCCAGGUGGUGGAGCUGGCAGUGAAGGAGCACAAGGCGGAGAUUCUCGCUCUGCAGCAGGCUCUCAAAGAGCAGAAGCUGAAGGCCGAGAGCCUCUCUGACAAGCUCAAUGACCUGGAGAAGAAGCAUGCUAUGCUUGAAAUGAAUGCCCGAAGCUUACAGCAGAAGCUGGAGACUGAACGAGAGCUCAAACAGAGGCUUCUGGAAGAGCAAGCCAAAUUACAGCAGCAGAUGGACCUGCAGAAAAAUCACAUUUUCCGUCUGACUCAAGGACUGCAAGAAGCUCUAGAUCGGGCUGAUUUGCUGAAGACAGAAAGAAGUGACCUGGAGUAUCAGCUGGAAAACAUUCAGGUUCUCUAUUCUCAUGAAAAGGUGAAAAUGGAAGGCACUAUUUCUCAACAAACCAAACUCAUCGAUUUUCUGCAAGCCAAAAUGGACCAACCUGCUAAAAAGAAAAAGGGUUUAUUUAGUCGACGGAAAGAGGACCCUGCUUUGCCCACACAGGUUCCUCUGCAGUACAAUGAACUGAAGCUGGCCCUGGAGAAGGAGAAAGCUCGCUGUGCAGAGCUAGAGGAAGCCCUUCAGAAGACCCGCAUCGAGCUCCGGUCCGCCCGGGAGGAAGCUGCCCACCGCAAAGCGACGGACCACCCACACCCAUCCACGCCAGCCACCGCGAGGCAGCAGAUCGCCAUGUCCGCCAUCGUGCGGUCACCAGAGCACCAGCCCAGUGCCAUGAGCCUGCUGGCCCCGCCAUCCAGCCGCAGAAAGGAGUCUUCAACUCCAGAGGAAUUUAGUCGGCGUCUUAAGGAACGCAUGCACCACAAUAUUCCUCACCGAUUCAACGUAGGACUGAACAUGCGAGCCACAAAGUGUGCUGUGUGUCUGGAUACCGUGCACUUUGGACGCCAAGCAUCCAAAUGUCUCGAAUGUCAGGUGAUGUGUCACCCCAAGUGCUCCACGUGCUUGCCAGCCACCUGCGGCCUGCCUGCCGAAUACGCCACACACUUCACUGAGGCCUUCUGCCGCGACAAAAUGAACUCCCCGGGUCUCCAGACCAAGGAGCCCAGCAGCAGCUUGCACCUGGAAGGGUGGAUGAAGGUGCCCAGGAAUAACAAACGAGGACAGCAAGGCUGGGACAGGAAGUACAUUGUCCUGGAGGGAUCAAAAGUCCUUAUUUAUGACAAUGAAGCCAGAGAAGCUGGACAGAGGCCGGUGGAAGAAUUUGAGCUGUGCCUUCCCGACGGGGAUGUAUCUAUUCAUGGUGCCGUUGGUGCUUCCGAACUCGCAAAUACAGCCAAAGCAGAUGUCCCAUACAUACUGAAGAUGGAAUCUCACCCGCACACCACCUGCUGGCCCGGGAGAACCCUCUACUUGCUAGCUCCCAGCUUCCCUGACAAACAGCGCUGGGUCACCGCCUUAGAAUCAGUUGUCGCAGGUGGGAGAGUUUCUAGGGAAAAAGCAGAAGCCGAUGCUAAAUUGCUUGGAAACUCCCUGCUGAAACUGGAAGGUGAUGACCGUCUAGACAUGAACUGCACACUGCCCUUCAGUGACCAGGUGGUGUUGGUGGGCACCGAGGAAGGGCUCUACGCCCUGAAUGUCUUGAAAAACUCCCUAACGCACGUCCCAGGAAUUGGAGCAGUCUUCCAAAUUUAUAUUAUCAAGGACCUGGAGAAGCUACUCAUGAUAGCAGGAGAAGAGCGGGCACUGUGUCUUGUGGACGUGAAGAAAGUGAAGCAGUCCCUGGCGCAGUCCCACCUGCCCGCCCAGCCCGACAUCUCACCCAACAUUUUUGAAGCUGUCAAGGGCUGCCACUUGUUUGGGGCUGGCAAGAUUGAGAACGGGCUCUGCAUCUGUGCAGCCAUGCCCAGCAAAGUCGUCAUUCUCCGCUACAACGAAAACCUCAGCAAAUACUGCAUUCGGAAAGUAAGACAACUGAAGCUGGCAGAAGAUCCUCAGUUACAAAAGUUUGGAGUGUUCGUGGAUUCUUACGGAAGACGUAGCCGCACAGACGACCUCAAGUGGAGUCGCUUACCUUUGGCCUUUGCCUACAGAGAACCCUAUCUGUUUGUGACCCACUUCAACUCACUCGAAGUAAUUGAGAUCCAGGCACGCUCCUCGGCAGGGACCCCUGCCCGAGCGUACCUGGACAUCCCGAACCCACGCUACCUGGGCCCUGCCAUUUCCUCGGGAGCGAUUUACUUGGCAUCCUCAUACCAGGAUAAAUUAAGGGUCAUUUGCUGCAAGGGAAACCUCGUGAAGGAGUCUGGCACUGAACACCACCGGGGCCCGUCCACCUCCCGCAGCAGCCCCAACAAGCGAGGCCCGCCCACGUACAACGAGCACAUCACCAAGCGCGUGGCCUCCAGCCCGGCGCCGCCCGAAGGCCCCAGCCACCCCCGAGAGCCAAGCACACCCCACCGCUACCGCGAGGGGCGGACCGAGCUGCGCAGGGACAAGUCUCCUGGCCGCCCCCUGGAGCGGGAGAAGUCCCCGGGCCGGAUGCUCAGCACGCGGAGAGAGCGGUCCCCUGGGAGGCUGUUUGAAGACAGCAGCAGGGGCCGGCUGCCUGCGGGAGCCGUGAGGACCCCGCUGUCCCAGGUGAACAAGGUCUGGGACCAGUCUUCAGUAUAAAUCUCAGCCAGAAAAGCCAACUCCUCAUCUCGAUCUGCAGGAAACACCAAACACACCAUGGAACUCUGCUGAUGGGGACCCAAGCGCCCACGUUCUCAGCCACCCUCUGGCUCAGUGGGGCCCAGACCCACCUCAGCACGGACACCCCUGUCUCCAGGAGGGGCAGGUGGCUGAGGCUCUUCGGAGCUGUCAGGCCCGGUGCCUGCCCUGGGCACCUCCCUGCAGCCAUCUCUUUGCACUUUGUUACUCUUUCAAAGCAUUCACAAACUUUUGUACCUAGCUCUAGCCUGUACCAGUUAGUUCAUCAAAGGAAACCAACCGGGAUGCUGACUACGACGUGGUUAGAAUCCUAAUUAGCUACUUUAAUAUCCUAGGAUUGGUUGGUUUUUUUUUUUUCCUUUGUUUCUUUCUUUUUUUUUUUUUUUUAAGACAACAGAAUUCUUAAUAGAUUUGAAUAGCAACGUA
Molecule: messenger RNA, 6525 nt
Organism: Mandrillus leucophaeus (drill)
Lineage: Eukaryota; Metazoa; Chordata; Mammalia; Primates; Cercopithecidae
Gene: CIT
Product: citron rho-interacting serine/threonine kinase
Exons: 47
Coding region: 49-6060 (2003 amino acids)
Biological process (GO): mitotic cytokinesis; actomyosin structure organization; peptidyl-threonine phosphorylation
Cellular component (GO): cytoplasm; cytoskeleton
Molecular function (GO): ATP binding; protein serine/threonine kinase activity
Source: RefSeq, a predicted model, not a curated record